AUGUCAGAUAGAGAGUCUAUCACGCAUCAUAGCGAUAGCGAUGAGGCACCUGAGGUUGUGACAAAGCAGAGUGCGAAGGAACAAGCUUUGAAUCAGCAACGUCAAGAAAAAGAGGCUCACGCGCAGGUCAAAGAAGCCAAGAGAAAACGGAAAGUUAAGAAGGUGACAGCAGAGGCGGAGGAAGUCCCGAAACUAUCGGAUGAUGUGUUGUCAGCUGUUGCGACUCGACAUGAGGAAGAAGAUGCAGUGGACUCUGUAGCAGAAAUUCGAGCUCAAAAGCAACUUGCUGUCAAAAGAGCGAAAGUAGCAAAGUUGAUGGAGAAAAAGACCCACACGAGGCAAUUUGGUAACAUUCAAGUGCAGACAUUGGAGACGCUCGAAAACAUGCAGACGAGGGAAUUGUCAGCUAGUGCAAAGGAAUUUUUACUGCGGCGCACAGCGCCGUCACGGGCGAGAAUGAAUAUUUUGGACGGUCAUCCAUCGCAAUUUACGAAAAAGAAACAACGCAUUUAG
Molecule: messenger RNA, 513 nt
Organism: Plasmopara halstedii
Lineage: Eukaryota; Oomycota; Peronosporomycetes; Peronosporales; Peronosporaceae
Exons: 2
Coding region: 1-513 (170 amino acids)
Source: RefSeq, a predicted model, not a curated record